AUGAGGAAGCCGGAUCUGAUGAUAAAAGAUAGAGUAAACAAUAACAAGAGCAAGCUUAGGAAGGGGUUGUGGUCUCCCGAGGAAGAUGAGAAGCUAAUGAGGUACAUGUUAACCAAUGGACAAGGAUGUUGGAGUGAUAUUGCUCGAAAUGCUGGUCUCCAAAGGUGUGGCAAAAGUUGUCGUCUUCGUUGGAUCAAUUACCUCAGACCCGACCUCAAACGUGGUGCUUUCUCUCCCCAAGAGGAAGAGCUUAUCAUCCAUUUGCAUUCUAUUCUUGGCAACAGGUGGUCUCAGAUUGCUGCACGUCUUCCAGGACGGACAGACAACGAGAUUAAGAACUUCUGGAAUUCCACACUGAAGAAAAGGUUCAAAAAAACCAACAAUUCCACACCCUCACCAAACGACAGUGAUGGUUCAGAGCCCAGAGAUCAUGUCACAGGAGGAGGUGUGAUGCCCAUGCAUGAACUGGACAUAAUGAAUAUGUGCAUGGAAACAUUUUCGUCAUCAUCGACCUCGACCAUGCAAAAUUUUGUCGCAGGAGGAGGCUGCAGCCAGUUUGAUCCCUUUCCCAUGCUUGACAAUCGCUAUGACAUGAGUGGUGCAGCCGCAGCCGCAGCCGGGUUAUUCAACAUGCAGGCACAAGUUGGUACGGGGGAGAUUGGAUUUUAUGGACAAUAUGGGAUCUUAGAGGAUAAUAAUAUGGGAUUAGAAAGGGACCUUUCACUGCCUCCACUAGAGAGUAGAAGCCAUAUUGAAGAGAAUAUUAAUGCUCGGCCGGUGGAUUUGAAAAGCAAUAUUAACAACCACUUCAAUAAUGGUUGCUUCAACAAUACUGAUCAGAGCUUUAAAGUAGAAAACAUGUUUGGGUUUGGAAAUCAUGCACAAGGAGAAAGCUUAAAGAUGGGAGAAUGGGACUUUGAGGGUUUAAUGCAAGAUUUAUCCUCCUUCCCUUUUCUUGAUUUCCAAGUUGAAUAAAACCCACCACUCUUGACCGACAGAGAUUCCUAACAAUUUUGCUGCUUAAAUUGUUAGCAAUUCGGACAGCAAAUGUGCGAGAGUCUCUAUAGAGCCUACUUACCCGAGACUUGUUGGGACAGGUAGGCCCAAUAGAAACUCUUCAUAUUUGUUGUCAAAAUUGCUAACAAUUCGGACAGUAAAUUGCUGGGAUCCGGAUCCACCCUUGACUACCCUCCCUCCCUCCCUCCCUCUCUCACAAAACCACCCAACAAGCCAAACCCUAGGAAAUUUUUGGGGAAAAUAUUCUUUCUUUCAAAACCAUCAACUCAUACACAUAAGUCCUUUAUCUUGCUUAAUUUUUUCUUUUUGUUCCACCAAUAUACCUUGUUGUUUCUUUUAGCCUUCGAGAAAAACGUAUCCACCAAUGGUCCUUGGUAUUUCAAUUUCCUUGUGAGGCACUUUGGUCGAUUUGCGGGAACAGAUUGGUGCAAUAAUCAUCGUCCCAUGUAUUAUUAGUGAAGAGAAAUGUGAAUAGACAUAUAGCAGUCGAGAGGAAAAUAAAGAUUAAUAAUUAGAUGGUAGAAUAAUAUUGUAGUUUUUUGUGUACAAAGGAGAAAUAAUUUGGAGCUACAUCAAGUGUUAUUAUAUAUAGUUUAGUGGAAGAAAUAUCAUGUA
This is a messenger RNA of Corylus avellana, 1632 nucleotides long. RefSeq names its product myb domain protein 83 (gene MYB83). The record is from RefSeq and is a predicted model, not a curated record. NCBI's taxonomy places the organism in Eukaryota, Viridiplantae, Streptophyta, Magnoliopsida, Fagales, Betulaceae.